Psammomys obesus (fat sand rat) is the source of this 2229-nucleotide messenger RNA. RefSeq names its product tigger transposable element derived 4 (gene Tigd4). Bases 494 to 2032 code for a protein of 512 amino acids. The transcript has 2 exons. The record is from RefSeq and is a predicted model, not a curated record. Gene Ontology annotation, cellular component: nucleus. Gene Ontology annotation, molecular function: DNA binding. NCBI's taxonomy places the organism in Eukaryota, Metazoa, Chordata, Mammalia, Rodentia, Muridae.
AAGUAGGAGUAUGCCAUUUUUGUUCUUCUGUACCUUUGAAGACACUAGAACUUAAUGAGUGAUAUUUACCAUGAACAUUUCUCAAAGUUUGUUUCUUGCCUCUGAGCCUGCUGUGGAGAAUUAGUACAAGGUUGAAGCAUGCAUGGAUAAAAUAGAUCGUCUUAAAGGAUUGCAGCUCCAAAAAUACACCAGCAGGACUGGGCAGGUUUGACAUAAUGACGUCCUAUUUUAGCCUGACUUCUGGAACUCUGAAGAACUAUGAAUUGAGCCACAGGAGCUCUGAAGAAGGAGCCUCUUCUGAGCGCGUAGAGGAUGUUCUUCAGACUCUGAAAAGAUUUGUCUGUUGUCGGUUUCCUACAGAAUGAGACCGUUGGUACUUACCAGCAUUAAUAGAGGAAAUGAUAGAAAGCCCUGGUCCAUAUCAUACUGAAAGCCAAGUUUGACUUCAGAAACCAGGAGCUCAGAGCGGGCGUGUGCAUAAGCAGCAGCCGAGAUGGCAGAAGCAGCUGUGGGUGCUGCGACUCAGCCGGCAGCCGUGAAGAAGAAGAAGAGCCUGUCCAUUGAGGAAAAGAUUGACAUCAUAAACGCAGUAGAGAGCGGCAAGAAAAAGGCAGAGAUCGCAGCUGAGUAUGGAAUAAAGAAAAAUUCCUUGUCAUCCAUUAUGAAAAACAAAGACAAAGUUCUAGAAGCCUUUGAGUCUUUGCGAUUUGACCCCAAGAGAAAAAGACUGAGAACAGCAUUUUAUACAGAUCUGGAAGAGGCGCUGAUGAGGUGGUAUCGCAUUGCUCAGUGUCUAAAUGUCCCAGUCAACGGUCCGAUGUUGCGUCUAAAAGCUAACGAUUUUGCCCAGAAGCUGGGACACAACGAUUUUAAGUGCAGCAAUGGCUGGCUGGACCGUUUUAAGUCCAGGUAUGGCUUGGUGUUCAGAGCGCAGCCGGCAGAAGCCACGGGGAUACCCGUAGACCCCUCUACUGUCUGGUACCAGAACGUCCUUCCCUAUUACCUAAACGAUUAUCACCCGGAAAACGUCUUCAACGUGAGAGAGACGGGGCUGCUCUACCGGCUGCUACCGACGAACACCUUUGCCUUCCGAGGGGAAACAUGCUCAGUUGGAAAGCUGAGCAAAGACAGGAUAACCCUGGCGGUCGGCGCGAAUAUGGAUGGCUCCGAGAAGCUCCCUCUGCUUGUCAUCGGGAAGAGCCGAGCCCCACGCUGUUUCAAAGGCAUGAAGUCCCUGCCCGUGUACUACGAAGCCAACAGGGCGGCCUGGAUGACGGCGGCCAUCUUUGAGCAGUGGAUGCUGAAGCUAGACGAGAAAUUCCAAGCCCAGAAACGAAGAGUGGUGAUCUUCGUGGAUUCUUCUCCGGCACAUCCGGAGGUGAAAAACCUGAAGUCCAUUGAGUUAGCGUUCUUCCCGUCGUGCGUGGCUUCCGAGUUCGCAGCCAUGAAACAAGGUGUUAUUAAAAGCCUUAAAAUCAAAUACCGCCAUUGCCUUAUCAAGAAAUUUUUAAGUUCUGUCGAAAGCAGCAAGGAGUUUACCUGUUCUCUGUUAGAUGCGGUCGACACACUGCACCUCUGCUGGAGAGCUAUAACCGCGGAGACCAUUGCCAGGAGCUACGAAGAAGCGGGGUUCGUGUCUCCCAGCGGGGAAAGGGAGCCGGCAGCGGCCGAGCGCGCCGCUGCUCCCGACCCGACAGCCUGCGCCCUGGGGGCGGCCGUGGAGUUUCCCGAAGGCCUGGCCAUAGAGGAAUACGCUGCCCUGGAUGAGGACCUGGAGACCUGCGAGGCCGCGAGGGACGGCGCGGAGAGGGGCGGGGGGAGCGGACAAGGCGGAAGCGGGGCCUGCGCUUCCGACGAGGAGGACGACGACGGCGGAGCUCCGGAAGGGGACCCGCCCUGCCCGGCCCAGCCCGAGGCGGCCGCAGCCGUGCGCACCCUGAAAAGGUUCCUCAGAAGCCACGACGUGAAGGCCGAGCUGCACGAUUCUCUCGCAGACCUUGAGAACUUCGUUAACGCUGCGCCGCCUAAGUAGCGGGUCCUGCGGCUCCCAGAGGGGCUUCCCUGGGGAGUCCUCAGAGAGCAGAGCAACCCUCGGCCGAACUGCAAAGCCUUUGAUCCGCAUCGCAGGGCGCCUAGUGAGUGAGGACUAAGUAGAACUGCACAGCUCCGUUUAGCAGGAGGAAAUGCACGGGAGAAAGGCACUGCAAGGGAGACAGGCAGGCCUCUGCG